Messenger RNA from Nasonia vitripennis (jewel wasp), 1540 nucleotides. RefSeq names its product odorant receptor 280 (gene Or280). Bases 123 to 1370 code for a protein of 415 amino acids. The transcript is spliced from 8 exons. NCBI's taxonomy places the organism in Eukaryota, Metazoa, Arthropoda, Insecta, Hymenoptera, Pteromalidae. Gene Ontology annotation, molecular function: olfactory receptor activity; odorant binding. The record is from RefSeq and is a predicted model, not a curated record. Gene Ontology annotation, biological process: detection of chemical stimulus involved in sensory perception of smell; sensory perception of smell. Gene Ontology annotation, cellular component: plasma membrane.
UUCUACUGCUCGACCCGGUAAUAAGCGGGCGUCGCCGCGCUUACCGUAAAAUAUGCAAGGCGAUCGCGACGCUGGCGUUAAAAAAAGAAACACGUCGCCAGUACUCGUUCGACAAGCACAACAUGAAGACCCAAGAGAAUGAUCUGUCAAUCGAAGAUGAUAUCGAAUGCAAUUACUCUGGCUAUAUUUUUAAAGCUUUUCAUUUUAUGGGAUUAAAGUUGUCCCUGAAGAAGAAAACUGAUGGCUUCAAAUUUGUGCAUAAAUUACCUACCACCAUAGGUAUCCUUCAGAGUAUUGUCGUUUUUUUCUUACAAAUGAACUUUAUCCGAGAUGUUGUACAGUGCGAUUCGAAUCCACCAAUUCAAAUAAUCAGCCAAGUGAUUUCGAAUAUUCAAGCUGGAUUAAAGCAGACUUUAUUAGUUUUUAAAAAAAUCGAAGAUAUACAACGUAUGUUAGAAACGUUAGGAGAAUUUUGGAAAAAGUACUCACCGGACAAAAACUAUCGAGUCGUCCUUUUUCGUGAACUGGGUAAAACGUCUUCUCUCUGCAAGUAUUAUUUUGGCACGUUAGUUGGCAUUAUGAUUGCAUACGACGUUCAACCCUUGGUUUACUUUUUAACAUACUAUUUUGAACAAAAUGCUACAAAUCAUACUUAUGAUCUAUCACGAAGGAUCUUAUUAGUUAAAUAUCCCUUCGAAAUAACUAGAAAAUCGACAUAUUGUUUCUUGCUUUCUCAAGAAGCGUAUCUACUCUAUAUAACAGCUAUUUACUGGGCUAACGGCGAUACAUUAUUCGCUCAAUUUACAACUCACAUUUGUUUACAACUAAAGAUUUUGAAAUAUGAGACUGGCAAGUUUUUUAAUCAAAGUAAUCAAGAGGGUCGUUCAGAUUUGCUUAUUUUAAUAAGAAGGCAUCAGGAACUUCUGAGCAUGUGCGAUAUGAUUGAGGACAUUUUCAGCCCAAUCAUCUUUUCGACGAUGUUAUUAUCGGCGAUAAAUAUGUGUGUGAACGUUAUCGGAGUUACAGAGACUAUAGCUGCCGGGUCGUACGAAGAGACAGGAAUCUACACCUUUAUAUUCAUAGCCACAUUCUUGCAGAUAAUAUUUUAUUGCGUUUUCGCAGAAACGUUAACAGAGGAGACAAGAUCCUUGUCUGAUUUCGUCUACAACUUGGAAUGGACAAGUAAGGAUUACAGGCUUCGAUUUCUAAUACAAGUGAUCAUUCUGAGAGCACAGACACCAGUCUAUUGCACAGCGUAUGGCUUCUUUCCAAUUGGUCAUCAAAAACUUACAUCGGUAGCUAGCAAAACAUUUGAAGUUAUGUAUGCUUUUCAAAUUAAUUUUAAAUUAGCAACUGUUUUCAGAUCAUAAACGCGUCGUUUUCAUAUUAUAUGAUGCUACAAACUGUUAAAUAAAGUUCAACCAAUUCCAGCAGCAAAUCAAAAACAUCAAUGGUGCUCAGUAUGAUGAAUGUAUUGUUAAAUGUAUACUGUCUGAAUAAAUUGAGUCUCUACUCCCUAAGCAGAGACUAGUCACUCAUU